AUGGCCGACCGACUCUCGCUGGAGCUCCUCGAGCUCAUCGCGUCCAGCGUGGCCGACCAGGCAACGAUGACAGCGCUGCUCAAUGCGCUGCCCUUGAGCCUCCUCUCGCCAGCCCUCGUCGGCGUGCGGCGCCUGCUAGCACUGCACCCAGCCAGCGACGUGUGGCCGACGCUUGGCGCGACCGCGUCGAUGCGAGACGCGCCCGCGCUCGCUGCGCUGCACGAGUGCAUUUCGCUCUACCCAGUGGUGCGCGUCUACGACUUGUCGCUGGCGCUGCCUCUGUGCCUGACGACGCGGGUCGAGCUCGUCCAGAUCGGCACGCCGCAGGCGCUCGACGCAGCACUCGACCUAUGGCACGGCGCCAUCUCAAGCCUACAUGUGUCGGUUUGGGAUUUGCGCUUGGGAGGUCGAUGGUCCUCGCUCGAUACUGCGAGGCUGGCCAGUGCACUGCCCCACGUACCUCAUUUGCGCGAACUCCACCUGUCGUGGGGCGGCAGUACUGACGGACUCGACGCCGUCCUUGACACGAUCGUUGCCACCAAGAUUACUUCGCUUGAGAUCACCAUGGGCCGCGACGUUAUGUAUUGGAACCCGUCCCGCGUCGAUCGUCUCCUCGCAUGGUUGCAGACCCGUCCUGUGCGUGAAUUGCACCUUACGAGAGUGUCCUUGGCGCCAACGCUAUAUGGCGAGGUUGUGCGGGCCCUCAACGGAUGCAAUAGUCUUCACUCGCUUCGCCUUUGCGACCACGUCCUUGGGCAUAGCGUCUUGACGAGUCGGGCGGCGUGGCCAGCGGCGCUCCAGUCGCUCCAUGCAGUCGUCCAUUUGACGGGCGAUGCGGGUCGCCUCGCGUACGCCUCGACCUUGCAGCGCCUGUCUCUCAUCGCGCAUCAAUACACGUCUCUGGGUGGCGCAGCGGUGCUCGAGGCAGCGGCAGAGCUGCGAUACCUUCGGCACUUCAAGCUCGAUUGCCAAGUCCGCGAUGUGAUGCCCUUACCACCGACGGCACACCUCGAUCUCACGGCAUUGCUUCCUCGGCUCGUCGACCUGAGUUUGAUCCACACCCAGCUCGGCGACGAGGGUCUUCUGGCACUCGCAUCGGCGCUGCCACGGUGCACGCGGCUGCAGCGACUUGUUCUCGUCCAGCAAGGCUGCACCGACGUCGGUGCAGCGGCGCUAGCAGCUCACUUGCCGCUUACGCUCGAGACGCUCGACCUCAGCAGCAACGUGAUCGGCUGCGACGGCGCAUCAGCGCUUGCGUCCGCCAUUCGAGCCCACUUGAAGGUGCUGCGUCUCGGUUUUAACCAAAUGGGACUCGGCGGUGCGAUCGCGUUCAGCGAGGUCAUGCGUCAGACCGAGCACAUGACGUGGCUGGGCUUGCAGGUCAACCCGAUCGGCGCAGACGGUGUCCUCGCCAUCGUGGCGGCCCUCGCGCAGUGCGACACCCGCGCUGGCCCUGUGUUUUUACAAGGCACACUCCCCGCCAUGCAUCAUCCAACCGACAAGUGCGAGAAGGACGCGUGUGUGCUGGCCGUGGCCAAUCUGCCAGAGCCGACAUGGUGCUGCCUGACCUAA
Molecule: messenger RNA, 1572 nt
Organism: Saprolegnia parasitica CBS 223.65
Lineage: Eukaryota; Oomycota; Saprolegniomycetes; Saprolegniales; Saprolegniaceae
Exons: 1
Coding region: 1-1572 (523 amino acids)
Biological process (GO): activation of GTPase activity; nucleocytoplasmic transport
Cellular component (GO): cytosol; nucleus; perinuclear region of cytoplasm
Molecular function (GO): GTPase activator activity; small GTPase binding
Source: RefSeq, a predicted model, not a curated record